AUGCCAAAGCCAAAGCCAAACGCCGAACUUUAUGUUCGUAAUUAUCGGGGCAAAACGUCCGCUGCUGCACAUCUCAUGGGAACGAGGAUCUUGGAAAAUACAGACAGACAUGGUAUUUUGUUUGCACGUGAUGAGAAAGGGAAUUAUCUCGGGAAUCGUGAUUCGGGAUCCCAUCACAUCAGGUUAACUUACGAUGUAAAAAUUUACAUCAUCAUUCUGGAAUUAUUUGGCUGCAAGGAGCUUACAAACUGCCAAACCGCAUCAUGCCACCAUUUCCGAAUAUCAAAAUUCUCGGGCUUUGAAAAUGGAAAAUGGUAUAAGAAAGCUAAUCAAUAUACCAGAGGUACCUACCUCGUAUAUAAAAGAAGAAGAAGAAGAAGAAUCAAUUCCUUUGUGAAAUAA
Molecule: messenger RNA, 402 nt
Organism: Botrytis fragariae
Lineage: Eukaryota; Fungi; Ascomycota; Leotiomycetes; Helotiales; Sclerotiniaceae
Exons: 2
Coding region: 1-402 (133 amino acids)
Source: RefSeq, a predicted model, not a curated record